UGAUAAUUUAUCUAUCCGUUGCCCCUUGUCCAGAACUCCACCGCUUAUCCGUUGCUUGCAUAUGCAACCUCCUCACUUUUCAAAGCAAUCCAGGAUACUUGGAACCAUGGGAUCUGUUCCGUUUCAAAAGCUAAUAAGCGCUUUUAAUUUUCAACGUUUGUUGAGGCCUGGUCAUGUAACCCAAAACUCAAGCGGAGAAUUAGGAACAAGCAAAAUGAUUCCAAGAAGGCUGGUUUUGCAUAUGAUACCUCUGAAUUUUUGUCUCCAUGCUGAAGCCUUGGAGAUGAAGGAGCCUGAGGUUAUUAGGAGCCAAAAGCUUGAUAGUGGAGUCCGAAUACAAGAUAUCAUUGAUGGUGAAGGUGAAGAGGCUCAUGAAGGGGAUUUUGUUGAAGUCAAUUAUGUUUGUCGUCGGUCAAAUGGAUAUUUUGUACACAGCACCGUGGAUCAAUUUAGUGGUGAAACAUCCCCAGUUGUACUUCCUCUGAAUGAAAAAGAGAUUAUUAAGGGUUUGAAGGAAGUGAUAAUUGGAAUGAAGGUUGGAGGGAAGAGAAGGGCAUUGAUACCUCCAAGUGUUGGAUAUGUUAACGAGACAUUGGGACCUAUUCCAGAUGAGUUUGGUCCUCGGCGCAGCCUUUUGUCUCAUGUAAAGGAGCCCUUGAUAUUUGAGGUGCAGCUCCUCAAGGUUUUAUGAAUCAAUGUGUAUGUGUGUGUGCAUGCAUAUCCAUGUUCUGAUGUUCAUAUUCAUAUUCAUACUGAUCGACUUGGAGUUGGAGGGAGGGCUAUAUUAAUUUGUUGUUCAUUAUUAGCCGAAUGAAUUGGUGUAUUUUCUUACAUAUAUAUGUAUUUUAUUGUAUUGGAGUGAAAUAAUUGUGCUUAAAUUGC
Lactuca sativa (garden lettuce) is the source of this 882-nucleotide messenger RNA. RefSeq names its product FKBP-like peptidyl-prolyl cis-trans isomerase family protein. Gene Ontology annotation, molecular function: peptidyl-prolyl cis-trans isomerase activity. Lineage: Eukaryota; Viridiplantae; Streptophyta; Magnoliopsida; Asterales; Asteraceae. The record is from RefSeq and is a predicted model, not a curated record.